Durusdinium trenchii is the source of this 753-nucleotide messenger RNA. The record is from the annotation of a GenBank genome assembly. NCBI's taxonomy places the organism in Eukaryota, Dinophyceae, Suessiales, Symbiodiniaceae.
AUGCGAUCCAACUGCCAACAACAUCAUAAUUGCAAAGUGCAUACUCAUGGGCAGGAUUGCUAUCGGCCAGUUCCAGAGGUGAUGGCCGAACAUCCCGGAAUGGAUGGUUAUUGCUAUUUCAAUCAAACUGGCUUUUGGGUGACUCCGUUACCUGACAAAGGUCAGGAUUUUAUCGAAUAUGCCAAGAAGGGCAUACUUGGUCUAAGAACGAUGGGUGACUACGGCGGGAAGGAUCAAGGUCCGCUGAUCACUUUCAAUUUUGAGGGCCAGGUAAUCACAAGCUACAUGGACUUACCGCAUUAUUCCUAUGAUGACCUCUACGGAUACUCUUUGGGCUUCUUGCAAGGGCAGGGCCUAGAUACAGAGCUGAUGAAGAACGCCAGCGGCUGGAUAGCCAUUUCGAGGCAGAAGUGUUUGGAAAUCCAGACCAAGUACAACAUCCAAAAUGAAGAGUUGGUGCUGGCUGAUUGGUUGGACGACAACAUGGUCCUUUUGGCAAAGGUGAUGUGCAGCGCAAACCUCACCGCUGUGCACAUGCGUCCUGACAUCAAAGAAAAAGCCAAAUGGAGAAGCCUGACAGAUUGCGAACCCAUCACAGCCAGGGAUUUUGCCAAGCACCAUUACAUCAAGUGCCUCCUUGGAUACCCGAAUUCGGCGUCAGAUGGUGCAUAUCUCAACGCACACGCGUGUCUUCUAGGAAAUCAUAUAGGGCACUUUACUGAUUGCCCCUAUUCACCAAAUGUUCGCUUUUGA